This is a messenger RNA of Monopterus albus (swamp eel), 5238 nucleotides long. It is a transcript of the gene cckbrb, whose product is annotated as cholecystokinin B receptor b. Gene Ontology annotation, cellular component: plasma membrane. Gene Ontology annotation, molecular function: neuropeptide receptor activity. NCBI's taxonomy places the organism in Eukaryota, Metazoa, Chordata, Actinopteri, Synbranchiformes, Synbranchidae. The record is from RefSeq and is a predicted model, not a curated record. The coding region runs from base 321 to 1649 and encodes 442 amino acids. Gene Ontology annotation, biological process: neuropeptide signaling pathway. The transcript is spliced from 5 exons.
CUCUCCCCCCGGUUCACUUGGCGAAGGUACAGAAAUGCACAGCGCUCCUCCUCACUCCUGGUGCGCACUGGUCCUUGAUGAACGCGCUUAAUACCAAGUGGGAACCAAGUGAGACACACCUAUAGCAAACGAGGGGGAAAAGUCGUCUUUUUUAGUUUUGGAAGCUGUGAAGCGUUAACUUAGCUCGUUCAAUAGACAAAGUGAGACGGAAUAUGGAUGUAGGGCCCGUUUAUUUUACGACUCUGGGGGCUCAGACGAAAAUUGACAGAAGGUCCCAUCGGAACCUUUUGCAACCUUAGAGACAUCAUUACAUCAAGAAUAUGGAUCUCUCAGCUGGAAAUGAGUCAUCUACGUCUCUCGAGUGCGUCGGGGCUCAGUCAAACGAAGCAGGUAACGGGAGUUUGGAGACAUCAAACAUCACCUGCGGCAACGCGUCCACUUUCUCCAUACCUCAGCGUGUGAGACCUAGAGAUGAGGACCACACACUGCGGAUUCUUCUCUACUCACUCAUCUUCUUCUUGAGUGUGUUUGGCAACCUGCUGAUAAUCGUAGUGCUGACGGUCAAUAAGCGCAUGCGCACCGUGACCAACAACUUUCUGCUGUCGCUUGCAGUCAGUGACCUGAUGAUGGCCAUCUUCUGUAUACCCUUCACUCUCAUCCCCAGCAUCCUCAAGGACUUCAUCUUUGGAGCCACCAUGUGCAAGAUAGUGUCCUAUCUCAUGGGCGUAUCAGUCAGCAUCUCCACAUUUAGCCUGGUUGCCAUAGCGAUCGAGCGCUACAGCGCCAUCUGUAACCCUCUGAAAUCCAGAGUGUGGCAGACCCGUUCCCAUGCCUAUCGAGUGAUUGCUGCUACAUGGGUGUUGGCCUUCAUCAUCAUGGUCCCUUAUCCAAUAAUCAGUCACCUGGAGUCUUUUGAGCGCCAUGACAACACCACAGCACACCAGUGUCGCCACAGGUGGCCCCUCGCAAAGGCAGAGCAGACCUGGUACAUUCUGCUUCUGCUUGUACUGUUCGCAAUCCCAGGGGUGGUGAUGAUUGUGGCUUAUGGACUGAUCUCGAGGGAACUUUAUAAAGGCAUCCAGUUUGAGAUGGGCCACAAAAAGGACACUACUGAUGUGAAGAAUGGCCUGACCUCCACUGUGGCUAAUGAUGAUGGAGAUGGUUGCUAUGUUAAUGCUGUACAGCAGCCACACUCGAUGGAGAUGUCCACCAUGGGGGCAUCAGGCAGGUCAAUCAAGGCAGAAAGGCCACGCAGCAACACAUCUGAGGCCAAGCUGGAAGCUAAGAAGAGAGUCAUCCGCAUGCUGGUGGUCAUUGUCGUCAUGUUCUUUCUCUGCUGGAUGCCGCUAUACUGUGCCAACACCUGGCGAGCUUUUGAUGACACCUCUGCCAAAAAUGCCCUCUCAGGUGCCCCAAUCGCUUUCAUCCAUUUGUUGUGCUACACCUCUGCCUGCGUCAACCCAAUUAUUUACUGCUUCAUGAACACACGUUUCCGCAAAGCUCUGCUCGCCACGUUUUUGUGCUGCACGGCGGUUUGCCGCCGUCAUCAUUGUUGUGGGCUACGCGACAGCGAGGAGGAUGUUAUGGCAACAGGAGCAUCAAUGUCCAAGUUCAGUUACACUACUGUCAGCACCAUGGGAACCUGCUGAGGCAGAAAGAUGCAGGCACGACCCAGAAGAGACAGUUACUACAGCAACACAGUACCCCGCAUCCUUUGUCUUUAUGCCAUUCUGUGCUAAUAGGGAUAGUAAUGUGGACUGGAAAAGCAGUCCAUAUAGUGUAGCAGUAUAUAAGCUCCACCUACAGCAUGACUGUGAGUCAAGUUAUAUAGAGGUCAUUUAAUGAAACCAUGUCUUAGAGUGUAAAUACCUCCAUAGCUGUAGUGAAAAAGCACAAGUAAGGCAUUUGUGUGUGUGUGUGUGUGUGUGUAUUGGUGAAGAUGUGAGGCAGGCAGUUUUGAUAACGUUGUAGGCAUCAUGUAGCUCUAGGAACGGCAAGACCUUUUGCUAUGUAGUUUUAAAGUUGCAUUUUAUAUUUUGCUGUCAGUUGUUAAUGUUUAUCUGCGUUACAGAUGAUAAUGCCUUGCUGUGGACUAAGUGCCUGCCACACAGUACUAUAUUAUAUUUGUCUGCUGUUGAUUUUCCACAUUCGACGCAGCACCAUAAUCACAGGCAAGUUGUAAUCUGAGGAUCUUAGAGGUGGAGCUUAAAAGAUCUUCUAAGCAAACUUAACAUCCUCCUCAAGUUAGGAAUUUCUUCUACAGUUAACUGAUAAAUUAGCAGGAUGUCAGUCUUACGUGGUUCCAGAAACCCCCUCAGUGGUAUUAUGGUGACUGUUUACCAGUAGAUGGACAGUGUUGUAUUUACAGUGUUUUGUUUUUAGAGAUGUUUUUUCUCCAGUGUAUGCUGGAAUGUGUGUAGUGUGUCAUUGCAACUGAACACAGUAGCAAAUGUGGAAAGGGUGACUUGGUGCCUAAAUUACCACAACUGCCUGAUGCAGCAAGUACCAGCACUUUGUGGAGGACAUCUGAAAACUAUUUAACAGUCCCUACAUUGUUAUAUUCCUGAUACCAUAUUAGAAAAAACUUCAAAAAGUCCCCCAAGUACAACAGAAGUUACAGUAUAUGCUGUUAUAUGAUAACGAGAGGAGUAAGACGAUAUUAUGGUCACUAAACAUACAGUGCCAGACACUUCAGGGCAUACGUAGGUAUACAGUAUUUUACACAUAUUAAUAUAUAUUAUAAUGCUUGAAAUGAAGCGUCUGUAUUUUGUAGUACUGUAAUAAAAACUAAUGGUACAGUAUCAGCAGACCACCAGACCACCAUAGCAUGUGAAUCCAGUAGCACCAAGUAUUGCUUCUAUUGCUGAGUCAGAUCUGUGAACCCUUGUGCAGCUAAUAAACAGUCAGGCUUACCAUUAAGCUGGAGGCCUCAAAGGUGAAAACUUAUUCAUGACACUACUGUAUGUUCAUGUCAGCCGAUGUAAAGAGCAGGACAGGAGUUCAGUCUUUUUCAAAAAAUAAGACAUUUAACCAAAUAAUUAAUCUUAGUCAUGCUAAUAUCCAAGCAACUCAUAACCAUGUUAUUUAUGAUCUGAGCACAGGUUAAUGCUGAAACAAGGAGACACAUGUAUUGGAAUUUUGUCAUACAGUAGCUUAUACAUCCAGUAAAUGUUACUAAUAUGUUAUAUUUGUUACCAUACAAGUUCUGUAUGGUCACACUGAAGAGGGAUGUUUUGAACAUUAAGUUCACUUCAGCUUUACAGUAUAUUUUAAAAGAAGUAAUAAGAGGAUGAAGGAUGCAGAAUAUUUACAAAUACAUUCAGUGACUUGCUGUCCUUAUGGAGCUCACCUGAAGGCUGUGGAAUGGCAGCCAGGUUUCAGUGGUCUCUGUUCAUCAGGGCCUCUCUAGCAUGGCUGACUCUGCCUCGCCCACUCACCUCACAGUAAUUGUGUUACCUCCUCAACCCUGCCAGGUGGAGUGGAUGAGCAUAUUUCACUGAGUGCACCAAACCACAGUGCUGUCAGUUGCACAACUAAUGGAAGUAUGACCUGCAUUUGUGAGCAUUUUUUGGAAGAUUCUACAUCAGCUUGCAUCUUUCGUGGUUUAUUGUGUUCACUGUUCCCUUUGUGUUUAACAUAGAAAUCACACUGAUGCCUUACUGCAGAGGAUUAAACUACAGUAAGCCAGAGAAUUGCAUGGGCUGAAACCUCAAUUUGUGUUAAGGAAAGCUUAGUAAAUGACAAUCUUGAGGAUGCACCUAGAUAUCUAGAAAUUUUCAGAUGCUAAUCAACUGGUAUUUGCUACUCCUGUAUCUUUAAUACACUGAAACAAACUUACCUUCAGGCAUGGCAAGUAUAGAAAGAAGGGCAAAGCCCCAUCAUCUUUAAAACAUGAAAGAACAUGCUCAUCCAGCUGCUGACAAUGUCUUUGGGUUUGAUGGCCCCUUUGUAUCUGUGGCUUUGAUCUUAAAAAUAUGCACAUACAUUGAAACCAAAGUGAGAUCAUGGUAAACACACUGUGUUUUUCAAAUUGAAAUGCCAGUCUGAUUUCACAGUCCCAUGACAGACAUUUCAGACAUUUCAUAACAUGAAUGCAGUUCUCCUGCAGUAAACAGUAGACGGGAGGUAUUUUUGCAUCUGCUACAAGUGUUUCCCAGAUAGAGGAAUACCAUACAGCUGUUUUUCUUGUUUUUUUUUUCUGAGUGCCACUUGGAAUGUGUUUUUCUUUUCUGGAAAGCUAUGAGAGGCUGAUUUCCCUGUGGUGUGACAGAGGCCAUUUGAUGUUAUGACUUGCUCCCAGUGUUACCCCAUCUAGUCAAUACAAGCACAAAUACAGCACACAGAGGUACUGUUUGAUAAACUAGUUAUUAUGCUUGUUCACAACCAGUUUUAGACAGAUGCAAUUUAUUACCCUUUGUCUGCACGAAAAUGAAUACUGACCAUGAAAAUGAAAGCUGUGAUAACAAAUCUGACAUGGUUGGGUUUCAUAUCCACCUAUUUAUAGAUACAUAUCAAAGUAAACAGAGGGAUUAAAGGUUAGUGUAAAUGUCAGCCCUCUAUUUAAAGCACUGAGGAUCACAUUCACAUAAGCUUCAUAUUAAUUAGAUAAAUUAUACACUUCAGGUAUAAGUACCAAAUUUUCUAAAGUAUUGUUGUUAUAAUUAAAACUAAAGUGUGUAACUAACCAAAACAAAUUGUGUCUCAAACACAGAUUGUGGAUGCUAUUGACUAAUCACUGUCAAGGACUGUUUUCAUGAUUAUACAAGUAAUCAGUCAUGUUUAGUCAAGACAGUGAGGUGGCCAUUGUAAGGUGACCAGCGCUCACUCAUUCUUAUGGUUAUUAUGUCCCUGCUGCUUUUCAGACCAUCAUCUUUCCCACAUCUACUUUACAAGGCUGUUACUUACUUUUUGGCUGAUUUCUCCUUCCACCACACUUGCCUCCCCCUGUUCCAGCUCCGCAUUGUCAAUGGCAUCUCUUACAUUUAGCAUUAUGGCUGCCCAUAUCAGCUUGAUAUGUCUGUUGGGCUCCUGCAGAUUUUACUGGACUUUAUGCUGAAGCUCUCACUGCUGCUUGGAUUGCAGAGCACCCUCGUGAGUAAAGUUUGUUCCUCCAAAUAAAAGCAUAAUAAUUUGUUACAACACACGACGGUCCUAUGUUCUUUGACACUAGUGUCCAGCGGCGCUCCCUCCAAACUGUGCUCAGCAGGUGUUGCAGUGGAAGUCUCUGGGGCACAGGAG